GCUGCGUGUUGCUUAGCAACAGACUAAAUAUAGUAAUUACGCGACGAUAAUCCAAGUCAGUGACAACCUGACAAGAUAGCUAGCUGGUGCGGGGGGCUUAGCGCGCAACAUCAUCGCCGUGCGUUUGCACUUACCGGUACAUUGCGCAGCCGGGUUUUGCGGCUUUCGCACCGGAGCAAAUGGAGAGUCUGCUGCAGUCCUCUGAGCUGCAGGCUCACCUCGUGCUGGCCCUGGCAGGCCUCUCUAGCGCCUACAUCGCUCUGGCGCGCCCCACUCUUACUCACCGCCGCAACGCUGCUAACACCAAACACAAGGCAGCCAGUAACGGUAGCGCCCCCGGCAGUGGCAGCGACAGCAGCCAUGGAAGCCCGCCUGCUACCCUCUUCGAAGCCGGCUGCAGCCCCGCCCUCUCCUCCACCACCCUAGCCGCCAUGCGCGCCGUGCUCGCAAUCUACAUUUUCACCCUCGGCGGGCUGCAGCUGUCGAAACUUGGCGGUUUCGUUUUCAAAUUUUACACCAUUUGGAACUGGUGGUUGCUGGGGCUGUACUUUGCGCUAGCAGCGGUGGCUUCGGCGCUGUGCGCACGAGCUGAGAAGGCUGCUGCUGCUGCUACUACUGUCGGAACCAGGGCAAGCACAGUAGCAGACGGGAGCGCUCAACAGCGAGGGCCUGAGGGAGCCACAUCUACCGGCGACAGGAAGCAGGAGCAGCAGCAGCAGCCGGCGGCCGCCUGGCUGCACCGAGCCACGCCGCUAUCUCGCGCCUGCCAUGCGCUGUUCAUGGUCAACUCCUCUACCGUGGUUAUCGUGGAUGUGGUGUGUUGGGCGGUGCUGUACCCCAUGUUGAGCCGCGGGCCGCAAACGGAGGAGGUUACCCGAAUCAUCCGCCGUCUGCUGCUGUCCUUCACCUCCUACAACCAGCACGGCCUCAACGCGCUGUUCAUCUUCUGUGACCUGCUAGCCAACCGGCAGCGGCUGGCCUUCCACGCGGUGGGGCCGCUGGGGCUGUGGUCGCUGGCGUACUCGGGAUGGGCGCAUGCGUGGCAUGCAAUGUCGGGGAACUGGUUGUACCCCUUCCUGGACACCAGCAAGCCCUGGGCCCCGGUGGCCUACCUGGGGCUGUAUGCCGUACACUGGCUCGCGUUUGGGCUGGUGGCGCUGUUGUACCGCGUCAAGGGGGCGCUGUACGACAGGUUUGGGGUGUCGUACGGAGCCCCGGAGGUGCAGGAAUCUUCACAAGAGGAGGUGUACGGCGUGGUCCGAGCCAAGAAGGAUUGAGCGAGCGAGCGGGGGAAAGGAGUUGUUAUGCACGUGUGCAAUGGAAAGCAAGGAGUUGUUAUGCACGUGUGCAAUGGAAAGCAAGGAGGAGGCACGUGCGGGUUGCCGGUAUGCGUGUGCAGAGUGCGUGGGCAGAGGUGGAAGGCAGGGAAGGACUGGCUGAACGUGAAGAUGCACAGACGCAGAAGGGCGAGUGGCCACGGGAGUGGAGUGGAGUGUGAGGCAGCGUGGGAAUCAGCGGCUUCUUCAUGAUAAGAUGAAAACAAGUUUAUGAUACGAUGAAGACAAGAAAGGUAUCCCAGGGGCCCAUCGUGGUCCUUAUUGGACUGCCCUUGCUGCUGAGCGGAAGUCAAUUGCUGCGGCCCGAGUGGAGGAAGGUGAGAGCAGCAUACACAUUGGUCUAGAAAGGCUGGAGCGCGACGCGGCCGCUGAAAAUGGGUGCACAUUUGAACCUUUUAUAACGCACGUAUGGCUCACAUGGAGGACUUGGCGGGGAGUAGAUUGGAUUGCUGUGCGGUUGCACAACAUGCCUAGUUGGCCCCUUUAGAGAAGGCAGCGCGUGUAGUACCACGGUGUGGCUAAUACUGGAGAAGAAAACUCGAGGCUUGGUAAGUGGGUUUAGACGUGCUGCCUGCAUGCGCUUUGAGGCCUGAAGGGACCCGCCGUCUGGGCAAGUCCGCACCACUGUGCCAUCCUAGCAGCGGUUGAUGUUGCUGGUUUGACGUGUGGCACGCGAGGGAAUGCACGUGGUUUACCAUUUGGAGACGCUGUGCGGCCAUAAAUUUCUGCGUCCACGGGUUCGUGCGGCUGUCGGGUGCGGUCGGAUGUAAUGAGGAAGGGAUG
Molecule: messenger RNA, 2120 nt
Organism: Astrephomene gubernaculifera
Lineage: Eukaryota; Viridiplantae; Chlorophyta; Chlorophyceae; Chlamydomonadales; Astrephomenaceae
Source: the annotation of a GenBank genome assembly